ACAGCGAUCGCUGAUAUGAGGAGAUCUCACAGCAAGAACUCUUUGCACACAGCUGUUCGCGCUGAGCGUGUAGCAGAAGGCGGGCUCUCGCGGGGUAUAUGGAGCCAUCCCAUUGACGCCUCUCAUCCUCACAGUAUGUCUGAUCGCUUUCGGGAGGAGACCUCCGAGCUCCUGGAGGACUACAUUCACCAUUACCUCGGCAACGGAUGCCAGGCGGCCCCUAGUCCCGCUGCCCAAACCCUACGGAGGGUGGCCGCGGAAAUGCUGGACAUCAACCGCCCUUUCUAUGAAUCCUGCGACAAGAUCCCCGGGAACCCCAGAGCCGUGUUGCAAACUGUAGCGGCCCAGAUGCCGGAGGAAGGAGGACUGAACUGGGGCCGGAUUGUGUCUCUCAUCGUAUUUACUGCAAUAUUGGCCAAGAGGGCGAGGGUCCAGAAUACGGCGACCCCAAAGGAGCUGGCCGAGGUCCUGACUCAGUUCCUGGCGGGGGAGCACAGAGACUGGCUUCAGACCAAUGGGGGAUGGGCUGGAUUUCACAAAUACUUCAACAACAAGGAAGGUCAUCAGUCCCAAGAGAACAGUUCUGUAUCUGGAGCGCUGGUGGCAGCCGCUGGAUUUGGGCUUGCAGGAUUGGCCUUGCUUCUGGCAGUACGAUGAGGACACCACUCCCGAGGCAGAUGGCGUGAAGAUUAACCUCAAACUAUCACUAUAGGACUUGCUGAUAUUUGUCUUGGAAAGCCGAUAUUCAGAGCUGACAUGGGCAAUGUUUACUAAGCAAUGUUUAACACUGCCAUUCUGAUGCAUAUAAUCCAUAUUAUAUUUUUUUAAUGCAAUGCAUCAUUUUUAAUAUGUGCACCAAGGCAGAGCCAACGUACCACAAGGGCACAAGGAGCUUUAAGUUGCUUCAGCAGGCUAGCUUAAGGCCAGGCUAGCAGUUACAACCCACGUUUGAAUGAUCUUUAUGUUCUUUAAUCUCAUAGUUGAAGAAUACUGUAUGCCAGUUCUGCACAAUGUAAAAAAAUGUAUUUAUAAAUAUUACUUUGCCAGACUACGAACAAUGUUGUUCUUCUAGCCAGUGCUACAAUUUAAUGCACCCAUCCAAACCCAAUAUUAUGCAUAUAUGAAAAAAACAAA
Messenger RNA from Spea bombifrons (plains spadefoot toad), 1134 nucleotides. RefSeq names its product BCL2 like 10 (gene BCL2L10). The coding region runs from base 16 to 657 and encodes 213 amino acids. NCBI's taxonomy places the organism in Eukaryota, Metazoa, Chordata, Amphibia, Anura, Pelobatidae. The record is from RefSeq and is a predicted model, not a curated record. The transcript is spliced from 2 exons. Gene Ontology annotation, cellular component: mitochondrial outer membrane. Gene Ontology annotation, molecular function: protein homodimerization activity; protein heterodimerization activity. Gene Ontology annotation, biological process: intrinsic apoptotic signaling pathway in response to DNA damage; extrinsic apoptotic signaling pathway in absence of ligand; regulation of apoptotic process.